Asparagus officinalis (garden asparagus) is the source of this 1041-nucleotide messenger RNA. Its product is annotated as NAC domain-containing protein 53-like. NCBI's taxonomy places the organism in Eukaryota, Viridiplantae, Streptophyta, Magnoliopsida, Asparagales, Asparagaceae. The transcript is spliced from 3 exons. The annotation marks the transcript as partial. Gene Ontology annotation, molecular function: DNA binding. The record is from RefSeq and is a predicted model, not a curated record. Gene Ontology annotation, biological process: regulation of DNA-templated transcription.
UCCUCCUCCUCUGCUCCCCCUCCCCUCCCUCUCAUCGCCCCCGGGUUCAGGUUCCAUCCUACGGAUGAAGAACUUCUCCUAUACUACCUCAGGAACAAAAUCACCCGCCGUCCAUUCCCCUUCGACGUAAUCGCAGAGCUCAACAUCUACAGCUUCGAGCCAUGGGACCUCCCGAGCUUCUCUCGUCUACGAACAAGGGACAUCGAGUGGUACUUCUUCACUCCGCUGGACCGAAAACAGUGCAGUACGCUAACGAGGACCAACAGAGCCUCUCCGCGUGGAUUUUGGAAGAUAACGGGGAGAGAUAAGGAGAUUCGGAGGAGUGGAAACGGUGGGGGGUUCGUCAUUGGUUUCAAGAAGACGCUGGUGUUCCAUCUGGGCCGGACUAGCUCGAAGGAGCAGACGAGGACGGACUGGGUCAUGCACGAGUAUAAGUUGGCCCAUGAGGAGCUCGCGCGAAUCGGAGUGAAUUGGGAUGGAUUUGUUGUGUGCCGAGUUUUUCAGAAAAGCGGCCUCGGCGCCAAGAACGGGGAGCAGUAUGGAGCUCCGUAUGUGGAAGAGGAGUGGGAGGAGGCUGAGGAGUUGGCGGUGGUGAGAACGGAGGAGGAAGGCGGAGGAGACGGACGAAAUGUGGAGUUUGAAUUUGAUGUGAAUUGGGACUGGGAUACUUUCUUGCAGACGGAAGAUAUAGAUAAUGACAAGGUGUUCGGGUACCUUUUCCUCGACAUGCCCGAUAUCUUCAAUCCCCCAAGAAAUACUAGCAUUGAAGCUCCUCCUGCAGAUAAUACUGCUGCUGCUCCAAUGGAAUCUCAGCCUGCACCUCUCAUUAACCAGCAAACAGGCCCAUUUGUGCAAUUUAUGGAUGUUGAAAGUACUGGAGUUGUAAAUUUCCCCCACGCAGAAAUUAUCAAUGAUCAGGUGCCUGUUAUCCAAAUGCCUGCUGUUGUUGAUGACGGAAGAAACUGCUGUCUUGAGCCACCUGAUGGUGAGUUCUUUGAUGUGAUUGAUUUUGAAUACGAUACCUUGAAUACCUUUGAUUAA